Mesorhabditis spiculigera is the source of this 1473-nucleotide messenger RNA. The record is from the annotation of a GenBank genome assembly. NCBI's taxonomy places the organism in Eukaryota, Metazoa, Nematoda, Chromadorea, Rhabditida, Rhabditidae.
AUGCCACGAUCGUGGCGGAGUUUGGAAGGCUUCGAGCCAAGUCGAAAUUCAUGCCACGAUCGUGGCGGAGUUUGGAAGGCUUCGGAAAGCCAAGUCGAAAAUUCAUGCCACGAUCGUGGCGGAGAUUUGGAAGGCUUCGAAAGCCAAGUCGAAAAUUCAUGCCACGAUCGUGGCGGAGAUUUGGAAGGCUUGGAAAGCCAAUCGAAAAUUCAUGCCACGAUCGUGGCGGAGAUUUGGAAGGCUUCGAAAGCCAAGUCGAAAAUUCAUGCCACGAUCGUGGCGGAGAUUUGGAAGGCUUCGGGCAUUCCAUGCCAAGUCGAAAAUUCAUGCCACGAUCGUGGCGGAGAUUUGGAAGGCUUCGAAAGCCAAGUCCCAAACCGCGAAAAUUCAUGCCACGAUCGUGGCGGAGAUUUGGAAGGCUUCGGAAGCCGCCAAAGCCAAGUCGAAAAUUCAUGCCACGAUCGUGGCGGAGAUUUGGAAGGCUUCGAAAGCAAGCCAAGUCGAAAAUUCUGCCACGAUCGUGGCGGAGAUUUGGAAGGCUUCGGAAAGCCAAGUCGAAAAUUCAUGCCACGAUCGUGGCGGAGAUUUGGAAGGCUUCGCAAGCUAAAAGCCAAGUCGAAAAUUCAUGCUACGAUCGUGGCGGAGAUUUGGAAGGCUUGGAAAGCCAAGUCCGAAAAUUCAUGCCACGAUCGUGGCGGAGAUUUGGAAGGCUUCGAAAGCCAAGUCGAAAAUUCAUGCCACGAUCGUGGCGGAGAUUUGGAAGGCUUCGAAAGCCAAGUCGAAAAUUCAUGCCACGAUCGUGGCGGAGAUUUGGAAGGCUUGGAAAGCCAAGUCGAAAAUUCAUGCCACGAUCGUGGCGGAGAUUUGGAAGGCUUCGAAAGCCAAGUCGAAAAUUCAUGCCACGAUCGUGGCGGAGUUUGGAAGGCUUCGAAAGCCAAGUCGAAAAUUCAUGCCACGAUCGUGGCGGAGAUUUGGAAGGCUUCGAACCAGUCUCAUAAGCCAAGGUCGAAAUUCAUGCCACGAUCGUGGCGGAGAUUUGGAAGGCUUCGGAAAGCCGUCGAAAAUUCAUGCCACGAUCGUGGCGGAGAUUUGGAAGGCUUCCCGAAAGCCAAGUCGAAAUUCAUGCCACGAUCGUGCGGAGAUUUGGAGGCUUCGAAAGCCAAGUCGAAAAUUCAUGCCACGAUCGUGGCGGAGAUUUGGAAGGCUUCGAAAGCCAAGUCGAAAAUUCAUGCCACGAUCGUGGCGGAGAUUUGGAAGGCUUCGAAAGCCAAGUCGAAUUCAUGCCACGAUCGUGGCGGAAGUUUGGAAGGCUUCGAAAGCCAAGUCGAAAAUUCAUGCCACGAUCGUGGCGGAGAUUUGGAAGGCUUCGAAAGCCAAGUCGAAAAUUCAUGCCACGAUCGUGGCGGAGAUUGGAAGGCUCGGGCCAAGUCGAAAAUUCAUGCCACGAUCGUGGCGGAGAUUUGGAAGGCUUCG